GUGAUGUUGAAGGUGAUCGCGAAUUCGGAUUCGGUUGUCCAGGAAAUGUUUAAAAUUCUGAUUUUCCGAGGAGGCGAAUGCGUCCUGUAAAGUGAAACCAACGAAGAGCGGAUGGCCAGUGCUCAUUACACACAUCACGGCUUCUCCCUAGUUUUGUGGUCCGCUCUUGCGGGGGUCAAAAGAGCCGUACAAAGGCUAGGACAGGCCAUAGGCCAGCCGGGGGCCUCCCGGCUUGCCCGAGUCCAGGCGGCUGUGCGAAUCGAUGGGACAACGAAUGACGACGACACUCAGAGACAG
Cylicocyclus nassatus is the source of this 297-nucleotide messenger RNA. NCBI's taxonomy places the organism in Eukaryota, Metazoa, Nematoda, Chromadorea, Rhabditida, Strongylidae. The record is from the annotation of a GenBank genome assembly.